Phycomyces blakesleeanus NRRL 1555(-) is the source of this 689-nucleotide messenger RNA. RefSeq lists its product as hypothetical. The annotation marks the transcript as partial. The transcript has 3 exons. Lineage: Eukaryota; Fungi; Mucoromycota; Mucoromycetes; Mucorales; Phycomycetaceae. The record is from RefSeq and is a predicted model, not a curated record.
CUAUGAUGAUCCAAAAUAAUGUUCAACAACAGUACCAAUCAUCAACAUCAUCACAAAAUGUGCACAAAGACAAGCCAGAAGAACAAGAGCAUGAUCGGGAUCUAGAUCUAGAUCAAGAUCAGGAGCAAGAAAAUAACAAAGAAGAUAGUCAGAACCAGCUGUCAGACUAUGAAAAAUUACGCUUGAAGAGAAUAGAGGAGAAUAACCAGACCCUUUUGAAACUGGGCUUAAUUUCAGAGAUGAGUGAAGACUCUGAUGAUGUGAUUCACUAUGAAUCUAUGAUGAGUAAAAAACCUCUAGAAAAUGCACCUCUUGUGCUAGUAAUGGUGGGCCACCAGCCCAUCGAGCCUCGUCAAAUUGGAUUAUACCGAGAGACGAUUGUACAAAUUGCACUGGAAGCAGUCAAGAAGUUAGCCCCACUCGGAAUGUUGAUCAUUGGAACCAAAGAUAUUCGCCAAAAAGACAACGGGAAACUGUGGCCAAUGUCAAUGCUAGUGUUGGAAGAUAUUGAGCGAGCGAUCGACAGAAGUGUAUUGAAGCUCAAGGAGAUGGUAGUCACCGUCCCAGAAGGUCACUCAAAGGAUCGUCAGCAGAAGAAUCUCAACACCGAAGUCGAGGAAGAAUUAGAAAUAGUAGAUGAACAUUUGACAAUUGUACAUGCUAUCUAUUUAGUGUUUCAACGCAUGUAA